AUGGAUUGCCAAAAAGCUUCCGGAAGCAGUGAGGACAGCAAGAGGACAAGUGAUCAAGGCACGAAAAUAAAGUUCAGCGACCUACCACCUGAGAUGCAGAAUGAAAUUUGCAAAAAUCCUCGAAUGAAAAUCAUCGCAGAAAUCAUACCUGAUGACCCCCUCGCGAAGUUCAAGUCUGAGGAGAAGAAUCUGGACUUCUCUGAUCCUAAGAUUAAGUUUCUGGAUCAAAUUUACGCAGUCAAACGUUCCUUUGUCUUUCAAUACCGCCAAAACACUGAAGCCAUCACAUCUCUCAAGGUUGGGGAGAUCAAAGCAAACUAUGAGACUUUCAAAAACUCCAAGUUAGGCGAGUUCUUCAAAACCGAAGAAGAAAAAAAGGCAUAUCUUGAAACGGUGAUGCGGUGGUUUUGCCAAAUUCUUGAGGCUGAUAGGCUUUGGAGAGAGUAUCUUGAAAUUACAGAGCGAAAAUGCAAGCUGUCCAUAGACGAUAUGUUGCGCGAGGCGAGACCUUCGUUCGUGGAAGAGUUAGCUAACAAGCCAUGGGCGCAAUUCUUGGAGAAAGACGGACCAGGUUGGCCAGUCGAUUGGGCUAACGGGCCCACGGUUAUCAACAAGCAACGUGUGCCAAACGGUGGAAUCCGAAUUGUAGAGCAAUGGGAGAAAGCUACUGCUAAAGCCAUUGAUGAGAUUGAUACUAAUCCCUCAGGCCGCCCUGUUUUCGAGUCUGGUCUGGUGAGAGCUCAGCAAAUAGCAGUUCUAGACCCCGAGCGCAAGAAGGUGAAGACGGUCUAUCUGGUGUACGACAAUGGCCAGGCGCUCUACGAUGGCGACCUGUUCCCAAUGUCACAAAUGAUUGGAGCACGUCUUGAUAACCAUCGAUGUCCUUCUGGAUGGAAAGCUGCCACCAUUCGGAUUGAUCGGCUUAAUAAACGGACUUGUAAAGAUAAGGUAGACGGCAAGAAAGAGAAAAACGACUCUUCAUAA
Molecule: messenger RNA, 984 nt
Organism: Verruconis gallopava
Lineage: Eukaryota; Fungi; Ascomycota; Dothideomycetes; Venturiales; Sympoventuriaceae
Exons: 4
Coding region: 1-984 (327 amino acids)
Source: RefSeq, a predicted model, not a curated record